AUGCCUAACAGGCUCUCGAAACUCUUCAGUCGCUCUGACAAGAAGAAGGCAGUUACUGUCACAACAGAGCGGGCUUCCGAUUCUUCCUCACUCAGCGACUCGCAGUCCUCGCCACCUUCUCUCCGCGAUCAGCCACCACCAGACUACGAGCAAUCCCAGGAUCGUCACGAUCCAGAUCAUGCCAUCGAUGUCCCGGACAUCACCGCAGGCUUCGUCAACCUGAGAAUACCCGGCCGCGGCAAAGAUGGCCUGCCUAUGACAGCAGAAUGUAUCGCCCACCUCAAACUUCUUGAGUGCUUCUAUCGACUCAGAGCCGACGUUGCUUCACGAGAUGGACUCUUCGGCAUCCAGAACCCCACCUUUAAGCAAGUCCCGGCGGAUAACGAUGGCCGAGCUGAGUGCCUUAAGAGGCUCGCCGAAAAGCGAUGGGCCAUUUACGUCGAGCGGGCUAUCGACAGGUACGAGACCUGGCUCUCAGCUAUGGACACUGGCCGACCGAUCACGCGGAAGUCUCUCAAGGUACUGGGUCAGAAGGGAUGGUUGCUUGAAGGCGAUGCGGGGAAUGAGUAUCGUAUCGAAUUAAGCACCAUGCCGCCUGUGGACGUACUCAUGGUGUGGCACUCACAUAUGCUCAACCCUAGGGCGUAUCUCGAAGACUGCUUGAGGGCUGGAAGAAUAUCGCUUUGGAAGCGAGGCAUGCCUUGGGAGACCGUCGCAGCAGCCAUCGAUUCGACGACUUUCAAAUAUGCUCCUGGCUCCGAGGCACACUGGCGCGAGUUGACCAGCCAGUCGUGGGACAGCCUUGCAGCCGACGCUGCGCAGGAUUCAUUCAAGGUGAUCGUCUCCUCUGGCUCAGGGUACUGCGACAAAGAUUUUUACCACGUCUGCAACUACUGUGGUACUUCUUUCGAUCAUGAACACCUUCGCGCCGCCAGAAUGCUCAACGACAUCAGACUUCUCCGAGACCAAGACCUUCCCCUGCGCGGCACACUUCUCGGUAUCAAGGGCAUCCCCUGGAAAGCCUUUGGCGUGAAAGACGAUGCUCUCGAUGAGUUCAACGUUCCCCUUCGCCGUGAGCUUGGCUUCCAUCUCCGCGAUAAGAAAGCCCCAUCCAUGAAUCGCCUUCGUCAGGACCUCGAAGCCGCCUUCAAGGACAGAGCCCUCAUGCGUGUAUCCCUCGAUCUUCCAGCGCCCAAGACAAUCAAGAUCUCCGUGCGCAAGACCAUGGCACGAUACUGGGACAACUCCAGCGCUUUCGCCCUCGACCUCAACGGCGCCGUCACCCGCCAAGGCAGCUUCAUCGAGAAAAUGCACAACAUCGACUGGCUGCACUCCCCCGCUUUACCACACACCAUGUCUCGCCUCAUCGAGAAGUACGGAGUCUUCCUCAACAUCAUGGCCAAAUACCCCCGCGACAUGGCCGUGCCGACUCUCGACGUCGACCUCGCCUGGCACACCCAUCAACUGAGUCCAAAGGAGUACAUGUCCCACACCGUCCUGCUGUGCAACCAAUUCAUCGACCACGACGACAAAGUCACCGAACUCAAACUCAACGACGCCUUCGCUUGGACCUCCAAAACGUACCAGAAAAUGACCAACAAACCCUACUCGGAAUGCACAUGCUGGUACUGCGAAGCCGUCCGCGAGUCUCACUCCCAUGGUCUGAGAUCCGCUUUCCGCACGAUGGAGAUCGAACCGCAUCUCCCGACUCUCCAGCAAGACCCAGGCUCGUACGUGCACAUCUCAGCCCACAACGCUGUUCGGCCGACGGAUGAUAAGAAUCAUACGAAGCAGGCGGAGAAGCAGGCCGCGCAGCUGGAGAGGUACUACAAUAAAGCCUGCGAGAGGGCGAGGAAGAAGGGCAAGCCGGAGCCGAAGAGGGAUGACUAUUAUUAUAGCGCGGCGUAUGGGUACCCGGUGUAUAUUCCUGCGUAUAGUCCGUUUGUGGGGCCGAUGCCUUAUUGCGGAGCCGGUGUGGGUGUGGGUGUUGGUGGAGGGUGUAUGGCGGUAGGAGUGGGAAGUGUGGGGAAUUGUUGUCAGGGGACUUGUGGUGGGGGGAGUGGAGGGGGGUGCUCGAGUGGUGGAUUUGGAGGGUGUUCGGGUGGUGGAGGGGGUUUUGGGGGAUGUGCUGGGGGCAGUUCGGGAGGCGGAUUUGGAGGUUGUGGAGGUGGAGGAGGCGGAGGGUGUGGUGGUGGAGGUGGCGGUGGUGGAUGUUGUUGA
Zymoseptoria tritici IPO323 is the source of this 2220-nucleotide messenger RNA. RefSeq lists its product as uncharacterized. Bases 1 to 2220 code for a protein of 739 amino acids. The transcript is spliced from 2 exons. The record is from RefSeq and is a predicted model, not a curated record. Lineage: Eukaryota; Fungi; Ascomycota; Dothideomycetes; Mycosphaerellales; Mycosphaerellaceae.